This is a messenger RNA of Meloidogyne enterolobii, 1263 nucleotides long. The record is from the annotation of a GenBank genome assembly. NCBI's taxonomy places the organism in Eukaryota, Metazoa, Nematoda, Chromadorea, Rhabditida, Meloidogynidae.
AUGUCGACUUGGCAAAAAUAUCGAAAGUCUCCAAGAUUUCCUUCUUCCCUUAUUUCUUUUUUGCUACUUGUUGCUUUGCUAUUUAUGGUGUCAUCACUUCUUUGGUAUGGCACACCUUACAGCUUAUAUGACCGAAGGGUAGUUUCCUACCAUCGUAUGCCUGAUUAUCGCAAUUUGCCUGUGGAACGUUAUUUGGAAAUUGCGCCUAUUGUGGAAAAAUCAGAAAAUUAUUUGAAUGAAAGGAGUUUGCGUUUAGGAAAUAUGGUAAAUACAAGUUUUGCGAAAUUUGUGAAGGAGAUUCCAGCAAAGGACGGAAAUUGGUGUGAACGAAUGGGUAUUGGCAAACUUGACAGUGAGGAACAUAAAAAAUUGGAAGGAUGGGCUUUUACUAACGAAGACAAAACUUUUUCUACAGAGGAGUCAAUAAAACCUGGGGAGACUGUCAAUAAUCAGUGUAUUCGACUUAAAGAAAAAUUUCCUUUCAUUGAUGAACCUCUUUCAGAAGAAGAAAGGGAAUUUCCACUUGCCUAUGGCAUGCUAGUGUAUAAAUCGGCUUUCCAAGUUUACAUGAUGAUGAGUGCUAUUUAUCAACCUCAAAAUAUUUAUUGUAUUUUGGUUGACGAAAAAUCAAGUAAAGAAUUUAAAGAUUCAAUGUUAUUGCUUACUGACUGUUUUCCAAAUAUUUUUGUUAUGGUUGGGAUUAAUUAUAAAAUCGUUUUAACCUUUUUUAAGGCAAGUGUUGGCCCUGUUGGUUGGUGUGAAUUUGGAAUAACUCGUUCACUUUUCAAUUGCCUUCGUUAUUUGACUGAGAGGAAACACGACUGGAAAUAUUUUCAGAAUAUCAAACCUCCAUUAACCUUAUGGAAGUCAAGUAUGUCUUCUUUGGUUCCACGUGAAGUAGCUAAUGUAAUGAUGGCCAGUCCUAAAGUGCAUGAAUUGAUGAGAUUCUUGCAGCACUCAGAUUGUUCUGAUGAAGCUGUUUGGACCACGAUUACAGGAAAUCCACAAGAAUUAAAAAUUCCUGGAGGAUUUAACGCUGCAGCUUUCCAUUUUGAAAGAAUGGAGUGUCUUAAACAUAAAAAAGGAAAUUGGACAGCAAUUAUUGAACAGGAAGUGAAAGCAAUGGCAGAAAGGCAUCCAAAUGAGCCUUUUCUCCCUGAUAAUUAUUAUAUCGCUCGUUAUCAAGUUUGGGGUUCAUCUACUUUACAUAAAUGUUAUUGUUGGUUUUAUAGUUUAUGUAAACUUAAGUUUAAAAAUAAAUGA